AUGGCUCGUCUCGCUCUCUCCUUUCUUGUUCCGCCGGCAGCAGCAACAACCGACCUCCUCCUCCCGCCGGCGAAACCGUUCCAAAGCAAUAAUUUCUGUAUCAUUGAGGGAUCAGAGACAGUCCAAGAUUUCGUGCAGAUGCAGCUUCAGGAAAUCCAAGAUAACAUAAGGAGUAGACGCAAUAAGAUCUUUCUACUCAUGGAGGAAGUUAGGAGGUUACGAGUUCAGCAACGGAUUAAGAGUGUUAAAGCCAUUAAUGACCACAGUGAGCUCGAAGUAACCGAGAUGCCUGAGAUACCAUCUUCCAUUCCUUUUCUCCCUAAUGUGACACCAAAGACUUUGAAACAACUUUACUUGACCAGCGUUGUAUUUAUAUCGGGAAUCAUUUUCUUUGGUGGUCUGAUUGCACCUAAUCUGGAGCUCAAGGUAGGACUAGGAGGAACCUCGUAUGAAGAUUUUAUAAGGAGCUUACAUCUACCCCUGCAGUUAAGCCAAGUAGAUCCCAUUGUGGCAUCUUUUUCUGGCGGCGCUGUGGGUGUCAUUUCGACCUUGAUGCUAAUCGAAGUUAACAAUGUUAAACAACAAGAGAAGAAGAGGUGCAAGUACUGCCUUGGGACUGGAUACUUGCCAUGUGCUCGAUGUUCAGCAAGUGGUGUGUGCCUAAGCAUUAAUCCCAUAACACGACCUAGAGCUUCAAACCAGCUUCUGCAAGUACCGACAACAAAGAGGUGUCUAAAUUGUUCUGGCGCAGGAAAGGUGAUGUGUCCGACAUGUCUCUGUACUGGGAUGGUCACGGCUAGCGAGCAUGACCCACGAUUUGACCCUUUUGACUAA
Molecule: messenger RNA, 834 nt
Organism: Arabis nemorensis
Lineage: Eukaryota; Viridiplantae; Streptophyta; Magnoliopsida; Brassicales; Brassicaceae
Source: the annotation of a GenBank genome assembly